Bufo gargarizans (Asiatic toad) is the source of this 3399-nucleotide messenger RNA. RefSeq names its product zinc finger protein 260-like. Gene Ontology annotation, biological process: central nervous system development; regulation of transcription by RNA polymerase II. Gene Ontology annotation, cellular component: nucleus. Lineage: Eukaryota; Metazoa; Chordata; Amphibia; Anura; Bufonidae. The transcript is spliced from 6 exons. Gene Ontology annotation, molecular function: DNA-binding transcription factor activity, RNA polymerase II-specific; RNA polymerase II cis-regulatory region sequence-specific DNA binding. The record is from RefSeq and is a predicted model, not a curated record. The coding region runs from base 373 to 2127 and encodes 584 amino acids.
GAUAAUCUGUAUUUGGGGUAAAUCCUGAGAUCCUGACUGAUAGGACAAGAGUAGUCUGAGCUCUGGAUCUAUGACGUCAUCUACCAGAUUAUAGCUUUAUACUGACAUUACUGCUGCCUGUAAUUGACUAUAGUGGUAAUAUAAAGGGGGAACAUGAUUUGUCCUGAAACAUGGAGGAGCUGCCUUCACUGUGUAUUCAACAUGUACACUUUAUUAUCUCCUCUGAUGUCUUCUCUUAUUAUCUCCAGUAAUUGCACUCUACAUGGGAUUUUGUAGGAUUUUACAUUGUCUUAUCUUCAGGUUCCUACAAUACAGGAUCCGCUCAGUGGAGAUCUUCUAUAUAAGAUCCUUCUCCUAACUGACCCGUCAAGAAUGGAUAGGAACAGGGACAAGAUGCCGGAGAGUAUAAUAAAUCUCACCCUAGAGAUCCUCUUCCGGCUUACUGGAGAGGACUACACAAUAGUGAAGAAGACCUCUAGGGAGCGCUGUCAGGCCCCUAUGUCUAAAGGUUGGAUAAGAACCCUGAGCCCAAUCAUAGGGCCUCCACCUCACCCCCUGAUGCAUGAGGAAAUCAAUAGAAAGAAGAUCCUAGAACUCACCAACAAGAUGAUUGAGCUGCUGACUGGAGAGGUUCCUAUAAGGUGUCAGGAUGUCACCAUCUAUUUCUCCAUGGAGGAGUGGGAGUAUUUAGAAGGGCACAAGGAUCUGUACAAGGACGUCAUGAUGGACGAUCACCAGUCCCUCACACCACCAGUUAAGGAAGAGAUAAAAACACCAGAGAGAUGUCCCAGUCCUCUUCUUCCACGGGAUGGUUCAGAAGAACAUCACAAUGUCCCACAGGAUGAUCAGCUUGUGAAUCUGGGUGAAGAUCUGAACAUUAUAUAUGUUACAGAGACAGAUCUGAUGGGUGAUGAGCAGAGUACAGAGGACAUUCCUACAGAUAACCGCCCAGAUGACUGGACCGGGAGCUUAGAGGAACAUCUGAUAUUUCCACACUUUAAAGCAGAUGAUCAUGGAAUCAAACAGGAUACAUGUGAAGAGCAUCUUGUUAUCUCAGAUGUACCCGCAGCCUUUCACAAAGAUCUAUCAUCUGAUCCUCUGGAUCAGUUCCAAUCUUAUGAUUCAUCACAGACUAGUAUUCAAAAUAAAAGUCACAUAAGUAGUGAACAUCAAAUAACUCACACAGAAGAGAAGGGUUUUUCAUACUCACAAUUUGGUAAAUAUCAUAGUGUUAAAUCAUCUAUUGUUACGCAUCAGAGAACUCACACAGGGGAGAAGCCAUAUUCAUGCUCAGAAUGUGGAAGAAGUUUUAACCAUAAAUCAAAUCUAGUUAAACAUGAGAGAAUUCACACAGGGGAGAAGCCAUUUUCCUGUUCAGAAUGUGGGAAAUGUUUUAACCGUAAAUCAAACCUUCUAAAACAUCAUAGAAUUCACACAGGGGAAAAGCCAUUUUCAUGUACAGAAUGUGGAAAAUGUUUUACAGAUAAAUCAUAUCUUGCUAUACAUCGAAGAAUUCAUACAGGGGAGAGGCCAUUUUCUUGUUCAGAAUGUGGGAAAUGUUUUAUAGAUAAAGCACAUCUUGUUAAACAUGAGAAAAUUCACACAGGGCAGAAGCCAUUUUCAUGUUCAGAAUGCAUAAAAGAUUUUAACCGUAAAUCAAAUCUUGUUAAACAUCAGAUAAUUCACUCAGGAGAGAAGCCAUUUUCAUGCUCAGAAUGUGAAAAACUUUUUUACCGUAAAUCAGAUCUUCUUAUACAUGAGAGAAUUCACACGGGGGCAAAGCCAUUUUCAUGUUCAGAAUGUGAAAAGUGUUUUAACCGUAAAUCACAUCUUGUUAUACAUGAGAGACUUCACACAGGGGAUAAGCCAUAUUCAUGUUCAGAAUGUGGCAAAUAUUUCAACGACAAAUCAGUUCUUGUUAAGCAUCAGAGAAUUCACACAGGAGAGAAACCAUUUUCAUGCUCUGAAUGUGAGAAAUGUUUUUCAGAUAAAUCACAUCUUGUAAAACAUGAGAGAAUUCACACAGGGGAGAAGCCCUAUUUCUGUUCAGAAUGUGGGAAAUCUUUCAAACAAAGAGAAAGUCUUGUUAUACAUCACAGAAGUCACACAGAGCAGAAACCUUUUUAAUGUUCAAAAUGUGGGAAAUGUUAUAGAAUUAAGUCUUACCACACAUCAGAAAAUUCACACUGGGCAAAGCCAUUUUCAUGUUCAGAAUGUCAGCUAUAAUUUCACAUCAAAGAAAUUACACAGUAAAAAUAUUUUAAUGUUAACAAUGUGGGAAAUAUUUUAUCCACACAUCAUAUCUUCUUAAACUGUAAAGGGAGUCUGUCACCAUGAAAUUCACUGGUAAACCAGGCACAAUGACUUGUAUUGAUAUUGUUCACUUAAGAUUUCGUUGCUUCAUUCUGGAGAAAAAGUACUUAUGAUCCAUAUGCAGAUGAGAGUUAAGUGCACCAAAGGCAGGCCCAAACCACUCUACGCACUUUUGCUUCUCCUGUCAGCCUGUCUCUCUCCUUGAUAGACAAAGCCAAGCAAGAUGACGACACAGGAAACUGCCCUUUAAUUCAAGUGGAGGGACUGGUAAAUAAAGUAGGAGGAGCAAGAAUGCACAGAUUUGUUUGUCUUGCCCUCAUUGCACUUAACUGCUCAUUUGCAUAUGGAUUAAAAGUAUUUCUGUAGACUGAAGCAAUCGAUUGCUAUGUGAAAUUACAUUCAGCUGAGCUAUCACUGCAAGGCAGUAUGUCUGGAGUGAAAAGUAACCAUUUUUUAAUAUUUAUUUAUUUUAAUUCAACAAAUAAUAUAAGAAAAGUUAAGAGCAAAAAAUGUCUGGUAAGGUUUCCUGUGCACGAUGUGGCCCUGGCAUUGGGAUCUCCAUGCAGCUCACCGCUAAUUGCCGGGACACCCCUGUAAUUGUUGGCCGGCUCCUCUACAUGCUGAUUGUUUCUAAUACCCUGUACAAGCACUGCCUGGCAGUUAGCAGUGAGCCGCAUGUAGAUUCCACUGCCAAGGCUGCAUCUUGAACGGGCAGCCUAAGAAAUGCAUGAAAUUACCAAUAAAUGUCUAUCUAUACAGCAGAUAAUCCAGAUAACAUCUAUCCACCACGCGCAGAGAAUAUUUCCCAGUGAAGGCAAUGUGUCAUCGGGUAUAGCUGUCUUAUCUGAGAGGCUGUGCAGGGUCACUUACUUUGUUUCCUUCAGUAGUUUUCUUAAAAUCGCUGCUGAACAGCUGGAGCGGGACCUGAGCUCUACAGUCCACUAAAUAUAAUGCAUGAGCUCUCAGCUCCUGACUACUGCACAAAACAAAGUAAGUGACCCUGCACUGUAAUCCGGGAACCGUCACCAGUUCAUGAUUCCCUCUUUAUAUUGUGUCUUCGUGUAUAUUGUACCAGUCGUUAAUAAA